Messenger RNA from Elgaria multicarinata webbii, 1147 nucleotides. RefSeq names its product immunoglobulin superfamily member 11-like. The transcript is spliced from 7 exons. Bases 1 to 1143 code for a protein of 380 amino acids. Gene Ontology annotation, cellular component: cell-cell junction. NCBI's taxonomy places the organism in Eukaryota, Metazoa, Chordata, Lepidosauria, Squamata, Anguidae. The record is from RefSeq and is a predicted model, not a curated record.
AUGAGGACCCUCCUGCAGCGGCCCACGGCUCUCCCUGGGGUUUUCUGGAUGCUUCUUGGCUGUAUGACAGGCUCCGGGGCCGUGAAGGUGUCGGUGGUGGCUGACCGCAUCCAGGUGGUGCGGGGAGGGAGCGCCCUCUUGCCCUGCUCCUUCCGCACCAUGGCCCCUUUGAGCCGCCUCAACAUCAUCUGGACUGUCACCCCAUCCUCAGAGCCCAGCCACCCGCAGCAAAUCCUUGCUUUCGAGCAGGGCGAGGUGGUGGAGAGCGUCUCCCACUACGCCGGGCGGGCGGGCUUUGCUUUCUCGCCCACCAAGAGUGCUAGCAUCGUCCUGAACGACACGCGCGGCUCCGACAGUGGCAUGUACCAGUGCAGCGUGACGAACCCGCCGGACACUGCAACGCCCAACAUUGGGGUCGUCCGGCUCACUGUCUUUGUGCCGCCGUCUAAUCCGAAAUGCUCCAGCGAGGGCGACAGGGAAGAGGGGGGCACCCUCCACUUCUCGUGCACCGUGGACGAAGGGACGCCCGCACCCACUUUCACCUGGGAGAAGAUCCCGCCUGAUACGCAGCCGUUGGUGAUGAGCUACGAAGGUGACCGUCGCACGCUCCUGACCUUGCACAACCUGACUGCGGCUGCCUCCGGCCUGUACCGCUGCACAGCCUCAAACAUGCUGGGUUCCGUCUCCUGCGCCCUGGAGCUGCGCGUUCACGUCCCGCCCCACGAGACCACCUCCCUUGUGGUGGGCAUCACCCUCAUGCUCAGCAUGGGCCUGGUGCUGCUCACGCUCUUUGCACUGGUGCUGUGGCUGCACCACCAGAGCGUGGGCAAGUGGACGGAAGAGGACGACUCGCGUAACAAGAGGAGGACCGACAGCUUCUCUCUGGGGCGCCUGAUAGUGGCAAAGAGCCCCCCUGGAGACACCCCCGUGGGCAGUCCCGCCACCAAGCCCCUGUGGAUUUUCACCAGCUCCACGCCCAACACCACCUACGCCCACCGCGAAUGGAGACCCCAGCCUGGAACCGUGAGCCAGGGGCGGUGGAGGAGCUGCAGCCUCUCCGAACGGCAGGGCUCCUCAUCCAGCGGCGAAGAGAAGCCGCCUGUGCAGGGCCUCUUCCCCAAACCCACCGGAUUCCUGGUCUAGGACC